AUGGGAACCAGGCAUCCAGGACCCCCACCCCGAGCAGUGGCUGUGCCGUAGGGCAGGUGGCAGAGGCGACCGGAGGAGCUCAGGUGCGGUGGGUGCCCACCCGCAUCGGGGGACACCAUGGGGACACCCCCUCGUGUCCCCCUCGUCCUGCUGCUCCUGCUGGUGGCGGAGAGGACAGCCCGCGGCACGUUCCCCGAGGAGCCCGGACCCAUCGCUGUGGCCCCCGAGGACUACGUCAAGCACUACUCUGUCUUCGUGGGGCACGGCACGAGCCGCCCGGCCGGCCCCGAGGCGGGGGGCACCCAGCGCCUCAACAUCCAGCGCAUCCUCAAGGUCAACAGGACCCUCUUCAUCGGGGACAGGGACAACGUCUACCGGGUCAACCUGGAGCCCAGCGGCGCUGGGGAGAUGCGGUACCACCGGAAGCUGACAUGGCGUUCAAACCAGCACGACAUCAGCAUCUGCCGGAUGAAGGGCAAACACGAGGCAGAGUGCAGGAACUUCAUCAAGGUGCUGCUGGUGAGGAACCAGAGCCUGCUCUUCGUCUGUGGCACCAACGCCUUCAACCCUGUCUGUGCCAACUACAGCAUGGACACCCUGGAGCCCGUCGGGGACAACAUCAGCGGCAUGGCCAGGUGCCCCUAUGACCCCAAGCAUGCCAACGUGGCCCUCUUCACAGGGGGGAUGCUCUUCACUGCCACGGUGACGGACUUCCUGGCCAUCGACGCCGUCAUCUACCGCAGCCUCGGCGACAGCCCCACCCUCCGCACCGUCAAACACGACUCCAAAUGGUUCAAAGAGCCCUACUUUGUGCAUGCUGUGGAGUGGAGGAGCCAUGUCUACUUCUUCUUCCGGGAGAUCGCCAUGGAGUUCAACUACCUGGAGAAGGUGGUGGUGUCACGGGUGGCACGGGUGUGCAAGAACGACAUGGGGGGCUCGCAGCGGGUGCUGGAGAAGCAGUGGACCUCCUUCCUGAAGGCUCGGCUCAACUGCUCCGUGCCCGGUGACUCCCACUUCUACUUCAACGUCAUCCAAGCUGUGACAGACAUCCUGGAGCUGGAUGGCCGCCCCGUGGUGCUGGCUGUCUUCUCCACACCUGCCAACAGCAUCCCUGGCUCUGCUGUCUGUGCCUUCGACAUGACCCAAGUGGCUGCUGUCUUCGAGGGACGUUUUCGGGAGCAGAAGUCACCUGAGUCCAUCUGGACACCUGUGCCAGAGGACAUGGUGCCAAAGCCCCGGCCCGGGUGCUGUGCGUCCCCCGGGAUGCGCUACAACUCCUCCAGCACCUUCCCCGACGAGAUCCUCAACUUCGUCAAGACUCACCCGCUGAUGGACGAGGCGGUGCCUGCGCUGGGCAACGCCCCCUGGAUCCUCCGCACCAUGAGCCGGUACCAGCUCCGCAAGAUCGUGGUGGACACCGCAGCAGGGCCAUGGGGCAACCAGACUGUGGUCUUCCUGGGCUCCAGCACGGGCACCGUCCUCAAGUUCCUCAUCCAUCCCAAUGCCAGCACCAGCCCCUCACCCAGCACCCCUGGCAGCCAGAGUGUCUUCCUGGAGGAGUUUGAGACCUACCACCCCGGGAGGUGUGGCAGGGACACUGAGGACGAGCGGCGGCUGCUGGGGCUGGAGCUGGACAAGGCAGCAGGAUCCCUGCUGCUGGCCUUCCCCCCGUGCGUGGCCAGGGUGCCAGUGGCUCGCUGCCAGCAGCACUCAGGCUGCAUGAAGAAUUGCCUCGGGAGCCGGGAUCCCUACUGUGGAUGGACACCUGAGGGCUCCUGCAUCUUCCUGGAGCCCAGCCCCAGGGUGGCCUUCGAGCAGGACAUCGCUGGUGGCAGCACAUCCCACCUGGGAGAGUGUGAGGGGCUGGUGACAGAGAGCUUCGUGGACGAGCCGGACGGGCUGGUGUCGGUGAACCUCUUGGUGAUCUCCUCGGUCGCCGCCUUCGUCAUCGGCGCCGUCAUCUCCGGCUUCAGCGUCUGCUGGUUCAUCGGCCACCGGGACCGCAAGGAGCUGGCCCGGCGCAAGGACAAGGAGACCAUCCUGGCGCACAGCGAGUCGGUGGUGAGCGUCAGCCGGCUGGGCGAGCGGCGGGCGCGGGGCGGGCAGCCUGGCGCCUUGCUGGCCCCGCUCAUGCCCAACGGCUGGCCCAAGGAGUUAGCCAAGGUCACCCAGCACGACCUGGACUCGGGGGUCCUGCCCACACCGGAGCAGACCCCCCUGCAGCAGAAACGUUGCCCCGGAGCCCUCCAAAACUGCACCUGGGAGCAGAGUCACAACAUCAUCAACGCCGCGCUGCGGGACCCCGGCGGGUCCGGCACUACCGGCGGUGCCGGGAGGCUGCGCUCGGGCUCCGGCCGCUCGGCCCGCGGCAUCCCCCUCUCCUGCCACGCCAUCUUGGUGGAUCAGGAGCUGGAGGCUGAACUCAGCGACUCCUCGGGCGAUGGACAUUGGGGUCGAGACCCCCAGGAAGGCCCCCGCGCCCGGCAGCACCCCCCCGCCGGUGCCCGCCGCCCGCCUCGCAACUCUUACGGCGACUUCUCCGGCACGCCGCACCCCAGCCCCGACCGCCGGCGGGUGGUGUCGGCCCCCGGUGGGGAGGGGGGAGACUUUACCGAGGGGCCGCCCUGGCACCCCGAGCAGCUGAACUUCAAUGCCAACAACGGCACCGGCCGCCCCGGUGCCCACCUCAAGAGGAACCACACGUUCAACAGCGGCGAGGCGGCGGCGGGGGGCUACGGGCGGCACGGAACGGCACAGCGGGCGGCCAGCGCCGGGCACCCGCGGGCGCUGACGGACCUGCACCACCUCCUGCGCUAUGGCGUGGAGCGGACUCCCUCGGGAAAAUAG
Messenger RNA from Indicator indicator, 2847 nucleotides. RefSeq names its product semaphorin 6B (gene SEMA6B). Gene Ontology annotation, molecular function: chemorepellent activity; semaphorin receptor binding. Lineage: Eukaryota; Metazoa; Chordata; Aves; Piciformes; Indicatoridae. Gene Ontology annotation, biological process: negative regulation of axon extension involved in axon guidance; semaphorin-plexin signaling pathway; neural crest cell migration. The record is from RefSeq and is a predicted model, not a curated record. The transcript has 17 exons.